AUGCCGCGAAUGAGUGAAGUUGACAGGAUUAGGGUCAUUGCUUUGAUAAUACAGAGUCAUAUGCAACGUCUUGUUGUCCAGCAAUAUGGUGUACAUGAGACAACAAUAUCCCGCUUAGUUGCGCGUCUCAGAACCACAGGGAGAUUUAGAUAUCGUCCCAGGUCGGACACCCUCGCGUUCCGUUCCAACGUCAAAAUAGAGGCAUGCGUCUCUGGCACCUCAGUAACCAAUUUUAGACGGCGGCAGAGACGACACGUCCUCCCUAUUAUCCAACAACGUAAACUAACGCUGCGGCAGGACGAGAGGCUCCAUGCUGCUAGGGACUAUAAACACCUUGAUGGGGUCAAGGUUAAGGCAAGAGCAGCGACUAAAGCCAGGGUGUUGACCACAACUGCAGUUUCACCUUCCACGUUAGAGCUAAAUGCUACAGCAUUAGGCACGAAUAUAGAAGCAAAAUUGUGCCCAGUUUUUGACGAUGGAAUAAAUAUUACGUGUCUUAUGGACUAUGGCGACGAAACUGGAAGGUCAUACUGUGAAAUGGACGCAGCAAACAUCGCAUGUACAUCACACCUGUAUAGUGUUGCGGGGUAUUAUACCAUGUGGUCCCAUUGUCUUUCAACAGACAUACAUCUGAACGAUUCGACAACCAUAUAUGUGGGCAACAAGAUUUUCAACAUGGUGGCCUUGGUUGAUGACAAGAUGUUCGUCCCACUAACUACAAACGGCACCGCGACGUUAACCAUUAAAUACGAGCUGGGCACUGAUGUUUUCCUAAACAUAACCAACGCCGUUACCGGUGAACCGAUUUACUCCGGUAAUUCCACGGGUUUUACCGAGACAAAAGUAAUUACUCCGGCUGACUUCGGAGGAGUCAUAGGACAGCACGCCGCAAAGAUUGCAUUAUCCAACCCUUUGAAUACAGAAACGCGUUUCUUGGUGGUUGAUAUAGAAGACGUUAUACUUACGCCAGUUAUGACAACCAACGUCAUGCCAUAUAUGCACGUUUUUGACGUUGCAACGUUCAAGGAGACAAUGAGUUCUGGAACGAACGUAAUUGGAGCCAUUGAAUUCUCUGAUGUUGCCUACGUGGACAAAAUAUUUGGACAGGUGCGAGAAAUGUGCUUGAACUAUACUUGGAUCACAACUGGAACAUUUAACUUUGACGUAGUAUUCUCUAAUAUGGUCGACAGCGUGACGUAUCCUUACACAGUAGUGGUACAGUACCCAGUGAACAAUAUCACAGCUACAGGGAUAAACGUCAUCUUUACAAGUGAUACACUUGAUAUUAUGUUUAACAUGACAGAUGAUGCCCUUUUCCCUAUGGGAAUGUUGAAUGCAUCAAUUAUUUAUGGUGAUGGUACGUCCAAAGUCUUGGAUUUGACCACUCUCUCGCCUGGAACAGCAUUUCCCGAUCCGCCGAAAACAUACGCAGCUGGCGUAUUCUUUGUAGAAAUAUCUGUCUUUUCAGAAAUUUCUCAUAUGAAUUUUUCCUGGAUACAAUACGUGGAAAAUCCUAUAAGGGAUCUUGAGUUGGUUCACGUGCUAGAAGCACCGAUGUCUGAAUCUGUCCAGAACGUAAGCCUAAGAAUGACUGAUCCUGCGGUAUCCCCCCUUCUCAACAUAACAUGUGUCUUCGACAUCGACGGCACUGAGUAUAUAGAAAUGAUAGAUUUGGUGUACGGUGUUAACUUUACUAUCAAACAUCCUUUUAUAGGCGACGGAAACAAGACUAUGACAUUCAAUUGUUCUAACAAACUGUCCAAUCAGGUAGGAGAGAGUUAUAUGAAUUUGUACACCGAUUGUUUCCUAGAUGGCCAGCUGUUCAGUUCCAUCUACAAAAGCAAGGAGACACCCGUGCAGAUGUAUGUCACUGACAUCAAUAGGUUGACAGCUAAAGCAUACGUCACAGAUAUGUGCCGAAAUAGUACGCGAUUCUAUUGGUGGACAAUCUGGAUGGUAGAUGCAUCUGAUAACCUACAUUUGCAAACAUUCUUUGAAAAGGAGUAUAAUCAGCCGAAAUCUGUCACAAUCACUUUUGGCAAGAUGACUAUGGCGCCAGGUCUCUACAAAGCGCAGUUCUUAUUUAAUCUCACGGACAUUGACGGAGGCUAUAUAAUCGAUAUGGUGUAUUUUAAUAUCAUGUUUCCACCUAUUAUUGCUGGUAUAGCAGGCGGCUCAACAAGACACGUUGCAAUGGACGCCGUUAUACAGAUCAAUUCUAAAGACGCGUCGCAUGACCCAUUUACAAUUAUGCAAUGGAAUCCGUUUAAGUACAACUGGGUUUGCCGAAAAUCAGCUUCAACGGAAGCAGAAAUGUCAGAAAUCAUUGGAAAUUUCCAGUUGCAAAAUGUGACUAUUGAUGUGAACGCUUUAGGGUCCGAUUGCACAGACCCAAGCUGGCCCACAAGUGGUGUUUUGCCAUUCGACGCAUCAACGGUGGCGGACUCCUUCUGGUACUUAUUCAAAGUAGAACUUUCUAAGAGUGGAGAUUCAAGGACAGGGGAGGCAAUUCAAGGUAUUUACGUCAUGCCGUCUACUCCACCGACCAUUUCGAUCAAUUGCCUUCGUAACUGCUUACCAAAGAUAGCUCAAGACACCAAGCUAAUCUUGGAAAGUUUGUGCCCUGUGUGUGAGCUUGGCCAAACCACCUACCUUUGGGAAAUUGAGAUUUUCAACAAGGUCACAGGACUAUAUGAAACUUAUCCGAAUUUGACAGCAAUACUAGACACAGGGCUUGAUGCAGAAACAUUGGCAAUCAAACCCAACACGCUUUCUUUCGGUGACGUAUUAAAGUUUACGAACACUGUCACCAAAGAUGGUAACCCGCAUUCUGCCACAGCAUCGUAUGUUGCUUCUGUAAACCCUCCACCCUACGGCGGCACUUGCGAAAUUGACCCGAUAAUAGGAGAAGCGGCAGUUACACUAUUCACUAUCGAGUGUCUAGGUAUGCUUGAUGAGGGAACGAGGCUCCAAAGGGGGACACCAGACUCCGACAAUAGCGAGGCUCUAAAAUACAACGUUUAUCAGAAACGGAUGACACCACAAUCAACCCAACCCGUUUUUUCUGUAAUUGGCAUGGCAUCUGAAUCCAUCGUCAAAGCAGUACUGAACGUUGGGGAUCCUGCCAAUAAUUUCACUACAGAUGUCAUUGUACGGGUCACAGAUGUAUUUCAUGGGUACACAGAAUUCGUCUUGUCAGUUACCGUGACUCAGUCUUUAUCUAUUAACGACACGUGGACAGCUGAGGAUAUCCAAGCAGCCACUCAGAGCUUUAUCAUUGACAACCUGGAGGAGGCAACCUUUUCUAACGACGCGAACAUCAUUAUGCAAUACGCCGAGACCAUUGCAUCGGUCCUUUCACAGCUUGUAUCUGACCACCAGUUCGAGAACGACACCUCCCUCACUAACUUUAAAGUUGGUGAACAGCCAAUGAGAUGGAGCGUAGGGAUGAUUGAUGUGAACGAGUUCGGUAACGACACGAUCCCUUAUCAAGAACUAUUAGAUAACUUGUUGGAGGUGCCGGUGGACAAGGUCCAAAACGCCAUUAUUGCUGCAAUGGACAAUCUGACCAAUGAGAUGACAGCAGCCCUUGGACAGGCUAAUGUUUCAACAUACUUCACCAUCAUGACUGCUGCAACAGCAUUUUCAAAUGCUAUCAAUGACCCACUGAUAACCUCAAGCGCGUCUGCGAUUAAUGCUGCCGAUGCACUGGCGACACUUACAAAUGGUUACACCAACCUCACAGAACUCAAGCUCAAUGAUUUCUUCGGAAAGUCAGAUCCAAAUAUAGAAACAGCUGCCGAGACUCUGUUUGAUCUGGUAAACAGCCUUGUUGAGGUUACAGUCCCUCCGGACCUACCGGAUACUUAUGAGGCUCUAUCCAUUGAGACUGCCGCAGAUGCACGCUUGUAUGUAGAUUUCAUGGCGCGUGUCAACAAGGACGAUGCAUACGUCCUGGCCGAGUCUUCUGAUCUGACACCGGAAGAGAGAACCGGCUUGUUCAGGAUGAGGGCUAGGAUCCAGCAGCUGACAUACAAACAGAAGCAGGAAUUGGCCGAGAUUACAAUGAGACAGGCCAUCGCUUCUUCAGACUCGAUCGCAGCCAUGCUUCAGAACUCGGUGUGUACUGGCUGUCGGGAUGACUAUGAGUAUGAAAACUUUCAUGUGACUCUGAUCAAUAACUACCUCAAAAACGUGGACCUUCAGCUUGGUGACGUAGACGACUCAAACGUCACGCUCGACGGCGUUGGGGAUCCAUAUCUAGUCAUCAAAUUCACGACGACAAUGUUUAGAAAGAAUCCGUUUAUUUUUGGAGAUACAGUGUCUGCUUCAGCGAUAACGUCAGAUGUACAUCGUGUAUCAUUGACUGACAGCGACAAUAAAGAUGUACCAGUGAAUAUGGUAAUGAUCGUACAACCAGUUCCUGGACUUGUUUCCGGAUCCUUCAUGCCUUUCUACACACCAGAUGACGCAUCACGAUGUUUCUACCACGAGUUUAUCUACAGGAAAAUCGGGGACUACGUUUGUAUACUAAUAGACCAGGAAGACCCAGAGAAGGUGAGACAGUAUGACGUAUUUAUCCGUCAUGGGGAAUACCCAACUCAUCUCACAUAUGAUCAAACUACAUACCUCGUAGCAGAUCGUGACUGGAUGUCUUGUAUAUCGCCCCAUUUUUUCUUGAAAGUUGGAAUCACUUACGUUGGACUUCGGCCUAUUCCUAUCCCAGGAAUGGCGCCGUACGAAUGGACGCCAUUGAGUGGCCCAUACGUAGGAGACUCGUACAACAUAUCUGAUCCUACCCUGAAUCCCUAUAACCUGACUAUAACUACGGCAGGCUGUAUGACCUGGGACAACAAGAAAGAAUCAUGGGGAGGUAACAAGUGCGUGAUGGACUGGUAUCCGCCUAGGUACGAGGUGGAGUGCACUUGUAAUACGGAAAGGGAAAUGACAUUUGGAAACACGUUUUAUGUUCCGCCGAAUACAAUUGAUUUUUCUACGGUUUUCCUGAAAUUCUCUCCACAAGAUCAAGCUGCAGUACUUUGUCUUCUUAUCCUAAUCAUUCUGACCUACAUCAUCCUUAUGAUCUGGGCUAGACAUCAGGAUAAGAAAGAUAUAGUCAAGUGGGGUGUGACUCCUCUAAUGGACAACAAUAUCGAUGAUACAUAUUACUACAUGGUCACUGUAUAUACGGGCAUGCGCAGAGAUGCCGGAACUCAGUCAAGGAUAGGCUUUGUAGUGUCCGGAUCAGAAGGUGACACUGGCAUACGAGAACUUUUCGAUGGAGUCCGCAGAGAAAUGGGCACCGCUACUGUCAAUCAUUUCUUGAUGUCAACGCCUCUUCCUCUUGGUGAACUCGACUAUGUAUAUAUAUGGCAUGAUAACUCCGGCGAAGGUUCUAAGGCUUCAUGGUACCUCAACAGAGUGGAUAUUGAAGACAUACAGGACAAACAAAAAUAUUUCUUCUUGUGCGGGAAAUGGCUAUGUAUGGACUCUCCAGAUGAUAAUAUAGAUGCUGUUCUUCCAGUGUGUGGUAAAGAAAAUGUAACAACAUUCGAAAACAUGUUCUAUAUGAAUACGAAGGAAAACCUUGCAGAAAACCACAUCUGGAUUUCCAUAUUUUUCCGACCGACCAGCAGUCAUUUUACUAGAUGUCAACGCGUUACGUGUUUGAUGGUUUUCCUUAUGAUGAGCAUGAUCGCAAAUGCCAUUUACUUUACCCCUGCCGAUGAAUUUGAAAACCCCAGUCUGGUGCGUGUAGGUCCUCUGAAGUUCUCCCUACAGUCCGUUUACGUAUCGGUGAUAUCAGCUCUCAUUUCAACACCCACUGUGUUUUUAGUUGUGCUUCUGUUUCGGAAGUCAAAACCAAGAACUAUCAACCAAAAUUUACAAGAUCCGGCCUUGAAGUACGCUAUACCCGCUAUCGACACGAUAGCUGAAAGAAUGCUCAAAGAGAGCAAAGAAUUAGAGAAGACACUAGUCGCAAAGGGCAUCAUAAAAGCAGACGGAACCAUCCUGCCUUUCUGGUGUGCAUAUAUUGCUUGGUUCUUGUCACUAGCGGGAUCUGCGGUAGUCAUGUUCUUUCUUAUGUUGUAUAGCAUGGAAUGGGGAAAACAAAAGUCAGAAAUGUGGCUGACGCAAUUCUUCUUAUCGUUUUUUGAAGCAUCAGCAAUUUUGGAUCCCGUUAAGGUUAUUUUGAUGGCGGCUUUCUUCGCGUUCAUUUUUACUCAACUCGACAAAUUCAAGCCUUCGCCACUAGAUCGAGGUCUGAUUUUACGAAACUACCGCCAGCGAUUUAGCUGUCCUACUGAUAUAAAGAUGCCAGCACGUUUUUUCACAACGGAAACAAUCCAGGAGGCUAGGAAGGAGAGACAACGUGAAAUCAUGAUGGCACGCGCUGUGAAAGAAUGUUUCCUGACCAUGUUACUUCUGUGGUUUAUAUAUAGCAUCAGCUUCAGUAACCGUGACGACAGAUCGUACAAUGUGCAUGAUAUAAUCUCUAAACAUUUUGUUUACCCUUUGGACAAUAAACCCACCUUCACCUCCAUUCAAACGACAGUGAAUUUUAUUGACUGGUUGAAGCUGACUGCCUUUCCAGCUCUGUUCCCUGAAUUUGAAUAUAACGGCGAGAAAAUGCAUUGGAGAUGGCGGCAGUAUUACGCUGAUCUCACCAACUUCCGGGUCGGUCCUCCACGUCUGCGACAAGUCCGCGUCAUCGAAGACGAUGCAGAUUAUCCAUUCUUUGGAAGAAUAAAAACUUAUCCUGAAUUUUCCUUCACAAACGAAGAAUCGGAUGACUUCUGUUUUCGCUGGCAACCUUUGCCUUGUGAUAUUGAAAAGGAGGCCUAUUCCUUUUCCCGCAACGGUUGGAAGCACACGAGUGCUAGUUCUAUUUGGGGAAUACCCGUAACUGGUUACUAUUCAACAUAUAGCGGAGGAGGCUACAUAACAGAACUCGACGUAAACUGGGACUUUUCAAACAGAACACUGAACGAAUUAAACCGACUUCUAUGGUUCGACAGACAGACGAGAGCUGUGUUCCUAGAAUUCACGCUUUACUCGGCAAAUCUGAACCUGUUUACGUAUGUCAUGUUAAUGGCCGAAUUCCCAGAGACUGGUGGAGUUACUACAAUGUAUACCAUAUAUCCAAUGAGAAUAUAUCAUCACCAUGGUAGUACCGGAAUUUACAUGAUAUUCUGUGAAGUCAUGUUUCUCAUAUUCUUAGCGAUGAUGAUAAUAAAGGUAAUUUACGGAAUGGUAAAGACGAAAGGAAACUUCUUCGGAAACGCGUGGAAUGUUGUAGAUUUCUUCUGCGUUAUGUUAGGAUGUCUUGGCGUUGCUAUGUACUUCGGUAGGCUUAUCCUUGCAAACGAGACGAUGGGCAAAUUCAAAGAUGAUCCAAAGAACUUUGUAAACUUUCAACACCUUGCGUUUUGGGAUCUGGUUUUUGUGACUGUAUUGGGAUGUCUUGUAUUCCUUUCUACUAUUCGAGUGGUUGGUGUGCUUGGCUACGACAAAAGAAUUGGCGAAGUUUUUAGAGUGGUAGAUAACUGUGCUAAAGACCUCUUCUGGUUCAUGGUACUGUUCUUUUAUAUAUUCAUGGGGUACUGCAUGCUGGGAUAUCUUGUGUUCGGAAGAAACAUCAAAGCCUACUGGAACAUAUUUGACACUAUGGGAACGCUCUUCAUAAGCAUGAUUGGAAAAAGUAAAUUUACGGAGCUGAAUGAACAAGAUCCUAUUAUGGCCCAGCUUUACUUCUUUACUUACAUCUUGCUAAUAGUUUAUGUUCUGCUUACCAUGUUUCUUGCCAUCCUGUGCGAAAGUAUAGCGAUAGUACAUGCAGAGACGAAGAACGACCGUUCGGAAGAACUGGUAGCUUUCAUUAUUGAAAAGGUGAAGAAAUUCUUCAGCAGAAGUAAGAAGAAACAAGAACAGAAACCCAAAGAUGAUAUUGGACACGGAAAACAAAAACCUAUUGAGCUGUUGUCGGACCUGCGCCUGAAUCUUCACGACAUUAUGAAGACACUUCCGGAAAAGGAAAGAAAUCCGUUCAUGAAAUAA
Molecule: messenger RNA, 8058 nt
Organism: Ylistrum balloti
Lineage: Eukaryota; Metazoa; Mollusca; Bivalvia; Pectinida; Pectinidae
Exons: 25
Coding region: 1-8058 (2685 amino acids)
Biological process (GO): detection of mechanical stimulus
Cellular component (GO): membrane
Molecular function (GO): calcium channel activity; calcium ion binding; protein binding
Source: RefSeq, a predicted model, not a curated record